GGAAUUUGGGGAAGAGUGAAAUGGCCAAAUGCUAAACUCAGCAGGCCGCAGUUUACUCCACUCGCCUUAAAUCCACUCACCACCAUUUCCUUCUGUGUCUUCCAUUAAACCUCUCUCUCUCUCUCUCUCUCUCUCGCUACAUUUGGCUAUCCGCCUUCCAUGUAGCCCGACAGACGGCGGUUUGUCUCUGAGGUCUCUCCUUACACCUCACGUCGUCCAUCGUUUUGGGUCCUCCGCCAGUACCCGUGUAUAUUAGAGGACAGAAGAAGCAUAGGGGUUGAUGGGCGCUCGAUUCAAUCCCAAUCUCUCUUUUCUCUCUUUGAUUCUUCUGCAAUUUUCAGUUUUCCCAUCACUUGGUUCUUUCUGUUUCAUCGAUUCCCUGAUUCCAUCAAGAGUUUUCCGUCUUUCAUGUUCUUCUUCUUCUCUUGCUUAAUUUUUAAAGGAAAUUCGAGCACAUUCUUGGAAUCAAAAAGCUUGUGUUCCCGAGAAGCGUCUCUGCUUUGAAGUAUAUUUGCAGAGAGAGAGAGAGAGAGAGAGAGAGAGAGAGAGAGAGAGAGAGAGAGAGGGAAAGAGUUUCAGAAAGCGAGAGAUGUUUGAUCUUAAUGUUACUGCCGUUUUUUCAGCUGACUCAAUUUGUGAUGAAACCGAGACGAUGAUGAGGACGGCGAAGGUGAAGCUUCCCCAAGGUUCCGGAACCCAAAUGGAUGAUUCCGGAACAUCGAACUCCUCCGUCGUCAAUGUUGAAGAAGCUUCAAAUUCAACCACUGUCGAAGAAGCUUCGAAUUCUAACACCUCCUCUGCGUUCAGCUUCGAACUCUUAGAGAAGGCAGAGGACGAAGGCCGCGGGACAAGUGGCAGGAUUCCGGCACCGGAAGUCGUAACGAUAGAGCUUUUUCCGGUAAAGAAUGGGGACAAGGGCAGCGUCGUGUGGGAAUUUUCUGCAACGAAGCCGCAAUGGCUGAAUCUCUCCGUGCCACAAAAGCAGCAGCAGCAGCCGGUGAGAAAGAGCCGGCGAGGACCUAGGUCUCGGAGCUCCCAGUACAGAGGAGUCACGUUUUAUCGCCGGACUGGUCGGUGGGAAUCCCAUAUCUGGGAUUGUGGAAAGCAAGUGUAUUUGGGUGGAUUUGACACUGCUCAUGCCGCUGCUAGAGCGUAUGAUCGGGCUGCGAUUAAGUUCCGAGGAGUUGAUGCUGAUAUCAACUUCAAUGUAAGCGAUUAUGAUGAAGAAAUGAAACAGAUGAAGCACCUUAAUAAAGAAGAAUUUGUGCAUGUGCUUCGUCGCCAUAGCACUGGGUUUCCUCGGGGAAGCCCGCGAUACAAGGGUGUCACUCCACACAAAUGUGGGCAAUGGGAAGCUCGAAUGGGGCAACUCCUUGGGAAGAAGGCUUAUGACAAGGCUGCCAUUGGAUGCGAUGGAAGGGAAGCUGUGACCAACUUUAAGCCUAGUACCUAUGAGAGGGCGAUGACUUUGGAGGGCAGUGAAGGAGGCACUGACCACAAUCUUGACCUAAACCUUGGGAUUUCUACCCCUUCUUUGAAAGGAAAUGGCAUUCUGGGGGAUUAUCACUUUCAUUGCGUUGGCUGUGAAAUGCCCAACAGAGAGAGAACCGUGGUCGGGAGUUCUAGUCCUGCAACUGCUAGUGUACAAACAUUCCCUGGUCUGAAAAUGGCUGCCAACCUCCCUUCUGUAUGGUCUAGCCAACGCCCCAGUUUCUUAACCAACAACGAGGAAAGAGCUAACAAGAGGAAAGCUGAAGCUGUCUCUACCUUGCCAGGGUUCUCAAACUGGGCAUGGAAAAUGCAGGGCACUGGGGUGAUUACUCCCCAUGUGCCAUUGUUCCCUGCUGCAGCAUCAUCAGGAUUCUCUUCUUCAUCUGUCCGUACUUCAGCUACCCUCCCACUGCUAAAACCCUUUAACAGAACUGCCCGCCUCCACCACACAUCAACCACCAAUCCCACCUCUCAAGAUUGCACUUAUAUGUGAGUGCUGCAAGCCUGAAACCAUCACCUUCAGCAGUGCAACCACCUGCUCUUCCUUUUGUUUCUUGAGAAAAUUGAGCGAGAAAGAAAGGCAGAACAUUGAAAGUAGCCCCUGUUUUUAUUGCUUUUUUAUGUGUAUCCCUAUUAUAUGAAGCAGACAGAUAUAGCACCUUAAACAUUCUCUACUAAA
Molecule: messenger RNA, 2170 nt
Organism: Malania oleifera
Lineage: Eukaryota; Viridiplantae; Streptophyta; Magnoliopsida; Santalales; Ximeniaceae
Product: ethylene-responsive transcription factor RAP2-7-like
Exons: 9
Coding region: 590-1984 (464 amino acids)
Biological process (GO): regulation of DNA-templated transcription
Molecular function (GO): DNA binding; DNA-binding transcription factor activity
Source: RefSeq, a predicted model, not a curated record